UCUUGAUCUAUUACCUAGCCAGAGUUUUAGAGCCUUUUUCACCGCAGUGUCCAGUCCCCAUAAACAACAUCGACACCAGCCACAUCACGUGCCAAACCAGAUCGGGAUCCACUGGGAAUUUCUCGCGGCCUCAAGUUUGGACCGAAUAGAAGAAACCGUCCACCCCGUCCAUUGCGACAUAAAUCUUGCCUUUUCCAGCCCGGAAAAGCAAGUAUAGGAUUAAAAGGAGAACCUAAAUUUGCAACAACCACAAACAUGUUCUCCCGAACAGCGCUCGCAAGAGCCUUCGCGCUGCCAUAUGGGCAGUCCGCCCGGCCUCUCACCACCUCCUUCGGGGCCUGUCUGCGUCAAGCAUCAACAACGACCACGAGCUCGCAAUCACACCCCGAGCAAACCUCAGAACCACUAAGCGCAACCCCCCGCGCUCAAACCAGCACACCCAGCCAACAACCCCCCAUCUCCACACCAUCGAAUACCAUCCCAACCAGCAAACUCCCCGUGCCUCCGACCUUCACCUCCCCGUUAAAAGUGACCAAAUCUCUUCUCGAGAAGCUGCCAUACCUGACAACCCAAAAGCCGCACUAUAUUACUGCUCACCUCCACGACAAACCUUACCUCCUCACCGAAGGCGAUCACCUCCGUCUCCCUUUCUUGAUGCCCAAGGUGAAGCCCGGCGAUGUUAUCCGGUUUAACCGGGCGAGUGUUCUGGGAUCUCGUGAGUUUACGCUCAAGGGAGCACCGUAUGUCGAUGAACGGCUGUUUGAGUGCCGGGUGCGUGUUAUGGGAGUUGAUGCGGAGCCGUUGAGGGUGAAGGAGAAGACGAAGCGGAGACGGCGACAUGUGCAAAAGGUGCAAAGUAAGCACCGGUACACACUGUUGAGGGUUAUAGAUGUCAAGGUGAAGUCUGCGGAAGAGUUGCUGCAGGAGGGCGCUGUUAUUGUGGAGGCUGAGGAGGGUGCGUCUGAGGUGGAAGUCAAGGCAUGAAUGGAUUCUCUACCUCAAAGGAUACUCGAUAUGAAUAACGGGGUAUGGAGUGAAUCAGCGGAAAAGUGCCGUGUUUGGGCUGUCCCUUGCGGGCUACGGCUAGAUGGAUCAUGAUGGUCUUUUGGUCUUGUUCUAUAUCUGUUUCUUGGGCAUUGAGGCGGCUUGUACAGAUAGAUUUUUACUGCACAUUGAAUGGGUGCAUUGUAUUGUAUUCUAUAUUGCAAUUUGAAUGUUUAACUUUGAGUCAGGC
Molecule: messenger RNA, 1234 nt
Organism: Aspergillus alliaceus
Lineage: Eukaryota; Fungi; Ascomycota; Eurotiomycetes; Eurotiales; Aspergillaceae
Product: mitochondrial 54S ribosomal protein bL21m
Exons: 1
Coding region: 256-984 (242 amino acids)
Cellular component (GO): ribosome; mitochondrial large ribosomal subunit
Molecular function (GO): structural constituent of ribosome
Source: RefSeq, a predicted model, not a curated record